Messenger RNA from Halichondria panicea, 1154 nucleotides. Its product is annotated as lathosterol oxidase-like. Gene Ontology annotation, cellular component: membrane. Gene Ontology annotation, molecular function: C-5 sterol desaturase activity; iron ion binding. NCBI's taxonomy places the organism in Eukaryota, Metazoa, Porifera, Demospongiae, Suberitida, Halichondriidae. The record is from RefSeq and is a predicted model, not a curated record. The transcript has a single exon. The coding region runs from base 132 to 971 and encodes 279 amino acids.
CCCUGUUAUAUAAAUGUAUUAAUUGCAUGCAACAUGAUAGUAUCAAAGGAAUGCAGAUGCAUGUGCAAUCCAUUUCACUUACAGUUUCCAAGUUCAGACAAGCUAGCUAGGUUGUGCUAUGUGCAAGAAUCAUGGAUCUAAUUCUCCAAGUUUGUGACAAAUACUUCUUUUCUCCUGUUGUGUAUCCAGUGUCAUGGCCUGAAGACUACAUUGUGAGACAGUACAUCUCUCUGUCCAUUAUCACCAGCAUCGGUGCAUGGCUGCUCUACUUUGCUACAGCUUGCUUUAGCUACUAUUUCGUUUUUGACCACACAUAUAUGAAGCAUCCCCAAUUUCUGAAGAACCAAGUUCGCCUUGAGAUCACUUACUCCACAACGAGUGUACCAUUUAUGGGUUUGCUCACUGCCCUAAUGUUUGUGCUUGAAGUUAGAGGAUACAGCAAACUCUACUACGGUUCUAAUGACAGUGCAUUCUACUCUAGCUGGCUCUUCCUAGCAAUCAGUGUAGUUACUUUUCUCAUGUUUACUGACUGCUUCAUCUACUGGAUUCACCGAGGCUUGCAUCAUCGCUCCAUUUACAGAUACAUGCACAAAGGACAUCAUAAGUGGAAGGUCCCCACUCCAUUUGCCAGCCAUGCAUUUCAUCCACUCGACGGCUUCCUGCAGAGUCUUCCCUACCAUGUUUACCCAUUCAUAUUCCCAUUGCAUAAAGGUUUGUACUUGAUACUCUUCGUGAUGGUCAACAUCUGGACAGUGUCCAUUCACGAUGGAGAUUGUAAAGUACCCAAAAUUUUGGAGCCUUUCAUUAAUGGCACUGCACAUCACACCGAUCACCAUUUGCUAUACAAGUAUAACUAUGGUCAGUUCUUUACACUGUGGGACAGGUUAGCAGGGUCCUACCAACAGCCCACCUGCCUGUCUGUCAACACACUGCUCGAUGAGCUCAAGCAGCUGGAUAAAAAGCAAGAAUAACUGAAAUCGCUACUAUUAAUGUACAUGCACUUUCACCGAAGUACCACCUGUUUUUGUUUUUGUUGAAAUUGUUUUUGUCACACUUGUUUGUUUUAUGAAUCAUUUUUUUGUCCACCUGAUUUGUUUGUGUUCGCAGUUUCACUUUAAUAUCACAUCUAUUAAUUAAUUUUUUUGUAUUUGUCA